CCAUCUGUUGUUGCUUCAGAUUCAGAAACAUAUCGGGUGUCGGGAUGUGUUAGUUAUCUGGUAAAUAUCUCGUGUAGCGAUACUGCGUCUCGUCAGAAACAGUGAUUACUCCGUCUAUGUAAGAUCUCAUUUCACUUCUGUAUGAUCGUAAGAAGAAGAGAAGCAUAAAAAUGCUUGUCACACCCAAGGUUGAAUUACAUGUCCAUUUAGAUGGUGCUCUGAAGCACACAACUGCUUGGGAAUUAUUGAAGAAAAAGAAUUUACAUUUGCCAGGAAAUGGUUCUUAUGAAGCGUUUCUUGACUCCAUUAUUGUGAAAGAGCCAGACAGUUUAAUGACUUUCCUUCGAGGAUUUGGUAUUUUUCUGCCAGCAGUCAUAGGAGAUUUGGAAGCCAUUGAAAGAAUGAGUUAUGAAUUUUGUGAAAGUGCAGCUGAACAGGGAGUUAUCUAUGUAGAGGCCAGAUACUGCCCAUUCCUUCUCAUGCCAGAUAGCUUUACAGAAGCAAAUUUUCUAAGUCAAAACACUGGAAACCAUGAAAAAAAUGGCAAACAAAUUUCUACCAAAGAAGUAGUAGAAGCUGUUAACAAGGGUUUCCAAGACGGUGAAAGACAAUUUGGAACUAUAGCCAGAACAAUCCUGUGCUGUAUUCGUGGAAAACCUGAGUGGUCCAAAGAGAUUCUUGAUCUCUGUAUCCAAUUCAAAGAUCAAGGUGUUGUAGGAAUCGAUAUAGCUGGCGAUGAAGCCGGCGAAAAACCGAUUCCAGGGGAAGAAUCUGGUGAACUUAUUGAUUACUGGCGAAUAGCGUGUUGUGCUAACUACUUCCAUACUUUUUCCCCCAUAGAGCUGCGAAUGCUGGACGCCGAAGACAUUGCCGUAUUCGAGAAAGCAGCUGAGCUUGGUAUACACCGAACGGUUCAUGCUGGUGAAGCAGGACCAGCCCAAAUGGUCUGGAAGGCUUUAACUGUGCUGAAAGCUGAAAGAAUUGGUCAUGGUUAUCGUGUUUUGGAAGACGAUUCAAUCUACAAUCAUUGCCUUAAUAAAGGCGUUCAUUUCGAAUGCUGCCCAACUUCCAGUAUGUUGACGGGGAGCGUGUCAAUAUGUGGAACAAAAACGCAUCCCAUUAUGCGUUUUGCGCAAGAUGGAGCUUCUUUUUCCAUAAGCACUGAUGAUCCUACAGUGACAAAUACCAAUUUAAGUGAUGAGUACGCAUUAUGUGCAAAAUGGGGAUUAACCAUAGCCCAAUUACAAGAAACGAAUAUCAAUGCAAUGAAAAAUUCAUUUGCAGAACCAUCUAUAAAGCAAUCCAUUUUAGAAAAACUUUACAGUGCAUAUGGUUUGAAAAACCAAAAUUAAAAAUUAAACUAAAUUGACGAAUUUUUGCCCAGUUGACUCUACGAUUGUCAAAUAUGUCUUCAUAUUUGGUUCUGUCCAGAAUGGCGAUAUUUUCUCUUACGUAAUCGACUAAGAUGUCCAGAUGGCGUGGAUCGAAAUCUCGCUGGAGCAUUAAAUUUCGCCAAAUUGCACCGGCCAGUACUUGAUCAUUACUUAAGAGGCCUUCAUCAUAAGCAAACAAGCUUGCUUGAAAUUCAUCUACCAGAAUUUGAACCUGUUUUCUUCGCACACUUGCAGCUGUCUCCUAUAAAAACAUCACAAAACAUUUGAAAGGGGAAUGUAAACCAAAUCUAUAGGAUGUUUUACUCCAAUCUUUUUGCUUUUGAAUUCAACGUCCUCCCACAUAGCUUCUACAAGGGCAUUUCGCACGAGUCUUCCAUUGUCUCCUUCAUUCAUGAGUCUAACCAUUAACAUCCAUACAUGUAGGCUUCUAACUAUAAACCAGGAAUGGAAAGUAUCUUCCAUUUUCAAUUCUACAAAUGUUGAGAUUAGUUUUGCAGCUUCAAAGCAUUUAAAGAAAUUUUCAAUUUUAUACUCACGUUUAAAGAAAACAUCAUGAUUGACAUGCUCUUCCAGAGACUCAUACAGCUUAUAACCAACAGACCGUGAUAUCUAUAAAAUGGGGGAGAGCCAAGAUGUAUGAAGAAGAAAUCAACUAACUGUAUUGGUAGUCUUACACUUUUUGACAAUUUGCCUAACCCAAUAUAUCUUUUAAACCGUU
This is a messenger RNA of Daphnia magna, 2112 nucleotides long. RefSeq names its product adenosine deaminase. Gene Ontology annotation, biological process: negative regulation of adenosine receptor signaling pathway; adenosine catabolic process; hypoxanthine salvage. The transcript is spliced from 7 exons. The coding region runs from base 171 to 1352 and encodes 393 amino acids. The record is from RefSeq and is a predicted model, not a curated record. Lineage: Eukaryota; Metazoa; Arthropoda; Branchiopoda; Diplostraca; Daphniidae. Gene Ontology annotation, molecular function: adenosine deaminase activity. Gene Ontology annotation, cellular component: external side of plasma membrane; cytosol.